AUGAUUUGCGUUUACAUGCUGUCGGGCGAGAAGGCCGCGUCCCUGUCGCAUGGCGAGGUGGUCUCUGCACAAAGUGACACAGUGGAAGCCCUCAAACGACAUUUGGGAAAGAAGGUUGGUGUCCCGUGGCUUCGGCAAAGGUUGCUCUGCAAGGGUGAGCUGCUGCGGGACGAUGAGCCGUUGACAAGACUGGACACUCCGGCGGACUUAGAACUCUUGGUGGUGCCAUGCGGUCCGCCAGAACGGGAGCAAGUGCGGAAGCUGAUGCGUGCGGCGCGCGAGGGAGCUGUCUCAGAUCUGCAGCAGCUGCUGCGCCAUCCUCUGGACCCAGAUUCCAGGGACGGUCCUGGUGACAGCACCCCUCUGCAAAUCGCAUCCUCGGUGGGCCAUCUUGAUGCUGUCCGACUGCUGUUGGAGGCUGGUGCCGACAAGGACCACGGUUGCGGCGAGACUCCCCUCCUUUUGGCGGCGGCGAACGGCCAUGUAGAGAUCGUGCAGCUGCUGGUCGAGGCCGGUGCGGACCUCGAGAAGACCAGGGCUCUAGGCGCCUCAGCGCUUUGGAUUGCCUGCUCAAGGGGCCACAGCAAGAUCGUGAAGCUGCUUCUGGAGGCCGGAAGCAACAAGAACAAGGUGGACACGAAAGGCUCCUCCCCGCUGUGGAUUGCCUGCGCCAAGGGCCACUUGGAGGUUGCCCGGCUGCUGAUUCAAGCAGGGGCUCAGAAGGAGAGGGCCAACAUCCUCUCCGAAUCACCUCUCUGGAAAGCCGCGGAGAUGGGCCAUGCCCAGAUUGCGCAGCAUCUCCUUCAGGCAGGUGUGGAGAAGGAUCGCGCAGAUGCUCGCGGAGCAUCGCCCCUAUGGAUUGCCUCAGCCAAAGGCCACCUGUCCAUUGUGCGUAUGCUGCGCGAAGCCGGUGCAGAUCACAACAAGCCAAACACGCGAGGUGCUACCCCACUGUGGAUUGCCUCGCAGAACAAGCGCCACGAGGUCAUGAAGGUCUUAAGCUGCUAG
Molecule: messenger RNA, 1008 nt
Organism: Symbiodinium sp. CCMP2592
Lineage: Eukaryota; Dinophyceae; Suessiales; Symbiodiniaceae
Source: the annotation of a GenBank genome assembly